UACACGUCACACGCCAACAGUCAGUUACCUGUCCCAGCGUAACUUGAGAGCGGACUGGAGUUGUGAGUUUGGAGUUGCCAGCCUUUUGGGAAAUCAGAAUUUUUGACUUUUCGUUAUCAAUUCUCCAUAAGGAAAGUUGUAUGUCUUAUGGACUUCAUGUUAUGAAGGUCCUCUGAGGAUUAGUCGUCAUUUCACAUCUUGGACCCUUUUCUUUAAUUCGUGUCAUUGAUUAUCACUCAAAAUGUCAACUGCAGGAUUAGCGAGCAAUUCACUUGCUUCUUUGUACGCAAGAUACGCCAUGGCAGAUCCGAGAUUCGCGUAUCAAGCUCCUGGACUUUUCUACACUCAAGCAGAUUACAACCGUGCCUAUGCCUUGAGUAUGUUAGCGGACUUGGAGAGACGUGAGCAGCCGCAGAAACCGCCGUAUUCGUACAUUGCACUCAUCGCGAUGGCCAUCAAGAGUGCCCCGGACCGAAAGAUCACGCUGAACGGGAUUUAUCAGUUCAUCAUGGACCGGUUCCCGUACUAUCACGACAACAAGCAGGGGUGGCAGAACUCCAUCCGCCACAAUCUCAGCCUGAACGACUGCUUCCUGAAGGUUCCGCGGGAGAAGGGAAAGCCAGGGAAGGGAAACUAUUGGACCCUGGACCCGAACUGCGAGGAGAUGUUCGAGAAUGGUAACUACAGGCGCAGGAAGAGGAGGGCAAAGAAUGCACUCAAGGGCAUCGGGAAGAAAGACGGGGCAGACGAAGGAGACUGUUCUUACGAUGACGGGUUCGAGAACUCGGACGACGUGGAUGUCAGUAAUGACUACGAUGAGGAUGAUGUCCGGUCGGUUUCACCGCGGUCUUGUGAUUCACCCCAGGAACUCAGGGACACUGGGUUAGACUCUGACGAUAUGUGUGACAGCGAUUCGGGGUGUAAGGUCGGCAGCAGUGUGUCCUCGAGUGAGCCUGGCGAAAAACCUACAGACUUGUCCUUACCGUUAAAACGAAAACUUUUCACUAUAGACAGUAUCAUGGGACGCGAAACGGAGUCGGAUAGUGCCAGCAAACGUGUGAAAGACUCUACCUGUCAUGCCAGUGAUGAUAGGGUUUCAAAACACGACAAUAAUUCUGCAGAUAAUUCGAAAAAGGACAAAAAGACUGACAUUUUUGAUCGAAUUCCUUCGCCGCCACCGAAAAUUUCGCCACCGUGCAAAACUCAGAUGUUUUUUCCACCCGGUUUCGUGCAAAAUCCAUACUCGCUUCACCCCAUGCAGCGGACUUUACUCGGCCCUUACGGGAAUACUGCCAUGAACCCGGCGAUCCAUGGACUUACUUCGCCUUACGCUGGCUUGGCCGGUGCGACAGGAUUAUCUUACCUCGGACUUGAUGGGGUUCGUAUGUCACCGUACGCCGGGGCCUUUGCCUCGCCGCUGCAAGUUGCUUACCCCCACGGGAACGGGGCUCGGGCCGGCAUGACAGCUUGGCCACAGGACUCUGUGAUUGCUAGUGAAGCUGCCUCCCGGUCGACAGAGGGCCUACCGGUUGACAGCAAGAUGUGAGAGAUGAGAGACAUACAUUCAGGUAUCAAUAUUUUUGAUCGUCUUCUGGUUUGACGACCGAAAGAAUAGGCCAGUUUCGCAAGCCUGAGCUAUGGAUAACGAUCUACGAAGUAAUGUAUUUUAUUUCAUGAUUUAUUCCUUCUACAGAUAAAUUCUAGAUGAUUUACGAGUGACGUGUAAAUGAAUUAGCACCGUAUAUACUUGAUGACACCACUGCAUUUCGUACUUUGUCUUUCGUAACGGAUUGUGAAACCUGUUUAUUCUCAAGAUUUAAUGAGAUGGUAAGAGUUUUGUAAACCGUCCAAUCCAUGAUCAUUAUGACUUGCAUUUUAACAGCCUGGGUUCAAAACGCUCACAUCCAACUGAUCCAUUUACUUGUAUUUCAUUGAGAAAGAAAGUGAUCAAACUUUGAAUUUAUUGGAAAUCAGAAAAUUACGUUAAUUUGCGUUGGUUCGUUGGUUUAGGUUGGUUGCUCUAAGGUUGGCCCGUCUUCCUCCGUAGCCUGCGCCCGCGCGUUCUUGAAGCUCGACAAUGUCUAUACAUUGAGGGACAAGAAUGUGGCCGACUGAACGUUCUUCAUUCGAACAAUGCCAAAUGCCAUAGCUUGGUUAAAAUAUCUAAAAAUUCAAUGAUGUCACGUGAUGAGGUAGAGUGUUUUGCAUCUAUCGUGUGCAUGUUUUAUCAUUUAUUAUUUCGUCAUCAAUUGGAUAGACGGCACAGAGGAGUUUUCACAGUAUCUCUAGACCAUGCUCGAGAUGAAGAAAACUUGGUUACAUGUAUACGCGGUAUUUCCAUAUUUAUCAGGGCAGCAAUUUAAUUACCGGUCUUCGGUACUUAGUUGCUUAUAUCACCAGGCUUAAGUUGGAAAUACAAGUGAUAUCUUUUCAGCCAAAGAUUCUGAUGUUAAAAUCCAACAUUCAGGUAUAAGUCAGGUACGCGUACACUUUGCAUGUUUUCGUUCGAUUGUUGGACACAAAACCAUUUUAUAAAGCCAACUGACACUCAUGUGUUUCAUAUUGCCAUCUCAAGAACUUUUGAACAAGUUUGUCCUACGGAAAAUCCCUUGUUUAGACAUCACUUAUGUUGUGCGUUGUGGGUGAUCAAAAAAUCGUUUUUUCCACUUUGAAAUCUAGGAUGUCACAGUUAACUUUCUGAUCUCAUUCCCAGAGACAAAUUACUGUAUAAACCGUGUAUUUUUACAAUAAUUAGACAGAGAAUGACACUGUUUGAAUUGAAAAAAACCCAGCAACCCCAAAUUGGCUUAUGCAAAAACAGUUCCAUUCCUAACCCAAAGUAUACCUAUUCCACUUGUUUUCUUUGCUAAA
Molecule: messenger RNA, 2871 nt
Organism: Lineus longissimus
Lineage: Eukaryota; Metazoa; Nemertea; Pilidiophora; Heteronemertea; Lineidae
Product: forkhead box protein C1-A-like
Exons: 1
Coding region: 242-1546 (434 amino acids)
Biological process (GO): cell differentiation; anatomical structure morphogenesis; regulation of transcription by RNA polymerase II
Molecular function (GO): DNA-binding transcription factor activity, RNA polymerase II-specific; RNA polymerase II cis-regulatory region sequence-specific DNA binding
Source: RefSeq, a predicted model, not a curated record